Molecule: messenger RNA, 697 nt
Organism: Clunio marinus
Lineage: Eukaryota; Metazoa; Arthropoda; Insecta; Diptera; Chironomidae
Source: the annotation of a GenBank genome assembly
AUGGGAAGUGAUGCUGAAGACCAUCAUGUUCACUUUGACAGUAUCAAGGAUGACUUUGAGUCAGAUCAUUCUAAUCCCGUCAUUCAGAAAGCUCAAGGGAAAAUCAACAUUCACUUGGGUUUUCUCCAAGUGAAACAUCGAUAUAGAAUUGAGUUAAAAAUUCCCGCUGAUAUUCUCAGUGAGUUCAUAGUGAAUAAUCAUAAGCUUGUAUUGAGACUCGAUGAAACUGCCGUGCCAAACAUCAACUGCAAGCUCCUGUCGUUUAAAGGCGACACAACAGGAGAUUUACAAUUUUACGAUGCCGAAAUAGAGUUUUUUGCACAUAAGGAAAAACUUUUAAAAGAAGAAUUAAAGCUUUUAACGAGUGACGAAAAAUCGGUGAGAAUGAUUUUCAGCGCACGAGUAUUGGGAAGGGGCAAAGGAACGCCAAUGCUCAAAAAUGGCAUACAUUUACUAGGCAUCGAAGAUGAUGAGGAAUCUGAUGCUUCAGAUUGGCAAGGAUUUUCUCGAAAGGAAUGUGACGAGCUAUAAACAAAGAUAACAAUUGACGUCUCGUUGACAUUAAGCAAUCCCACUCCUAUUUACCUUGCAUUAAUUCAAGUGCUACUUCCUUUAAAAUAAAACAAAAUUUUUUAAGAAUAACAAAAGAAGAAACAAACAAACAUAGCUAAAUAUUCUUUAUGCCAAUUUACUAAGC